CGGAAGCGGAUGUUGUUGUCGUGAUCAUCGUAGCAGCAUCCGGAAUUGAGAGCUGCCUAGCUUGACCAAACUGCUGCUAACGGUGAAAUGAUCCACUUCACACCUGGAAGAACAGCGCGGCGGUAGCGAAUGGGCCUGAUACUCAACAAUGGCCGCGGUUUUUGUCGAUUCGUGUCGUGUUCUUAGUCUGUCCGUGGGCAUCAGCUCGACCAGUUAGCACGGCGGGCUAACUGGCCGAUUAAAUACUGACAAGUGCUCUCAAGAGGUGACGGGGGAGGAAACCUGUGGUAAGAAGAGAAAAUCAUUAACUUUAUACGUAACGUGAUUUUCUCUUCUCAUACCAGGCUGAUAACUGGAACUAGUGUGAUCGGGAACUUCUUUAUGAGGAUUGUUGUCUUUGUUGGCUUCUGGUUUUAAAUGUCUGUAGGUGGUAGAUGUAGUCAAUGACCCGAUGACACAACAGACAAGAUAACGCGACGCUGCUCUGCUUUGGUUUUAUAGUUUGACUGCGGGCUCUUGUUAACGGAAGUCUCCCCUGGUCCGUGAAGUCUACAAGAAGAGAAUAUGGAUAUCUUAAUGAUCAUGUUUACAUAGCUGAUGAGUGAUUGCACCUGCACCUAACCGGUCUGCUCUGGUUAUAUGGGUGAUUCGUGUUUUGAAUGUGAACGUGUGACAUGUCCUGUGUCGUGGAUAAGGUCCGGGUGACAGCGUGGAAAAGCAAACAGGUGUGACAGAACAUCCUGGGUAACAUCCCAGUAACUUCAUUUGUACGUACUUACAUUUACAUAUUAUCUGCUUACUUGAAUUCAACAUUCCUUUAGAGAAUAUUCAAUUGUGAUUUGGAUUAAUGGUGCACAUACAUAGUCCUGUUUAUUUUAUGUCGGCUGAGAAACAGGUAGAUCCUAACUGACAAAAUGUGUACUUGUUCUUCUUGGAUUGUUUUGUAAGCUCUGUAGAUGGAUUAUAGCUUAAAUGGGUUGCCGUAGGUGAGUUCUUUUGGUGUAACAUUAGUGCUGUAUGGUUACGGUGGUCAGUGGUAAAUGUAUAAGACAUUUAGAGAAAAAGGGAUUUUUCCUAUCUUUCCGAUAUUGUGAUUUCAAUUUGUGAUUUUCUUUACAAUACAAACGUCACUUCAAUAUUCAGUGCAUUAUACAUUGAAAAGGUGGUGAGGCAUUAAUGCAAGGCAUCUAAAAAUAGACUCUUUUCACUAAGGCAAAGAAGUGAAACUCGUUUCCAACAUGUUAUUUUUGUUUAAGCUGAUGUAGAGCACAGAACAUUUUAAUUGCAGCCAGUGCUAUAGGCUAAUUGCUCAGCCCUAGUAAUGAGUGGGUAUUAGCGCAGUGACUGACUGAGAACCAAGUAGUUGUAUGCUGUGACCUUGUCUACCUACCACAAUGCCACCGGUACUGUUCUUACUGAUGCUGUCCGGAGCGAUGUUCACUCUUGGACAGGCCAUGACUAGGGAGGAGAAGCAACAGUUGAGGAACCAAGUUGUUGAGAUGUUUGACCACGCGUAUCAAAACUAUAUGGACCAUGCAUACCCGGCAGAUGAGCUGAUGCCUCUGACGUGCAGAGGAAGAGUACGUGGGCUUGAACCCAGUCGAGGUGACGUAGACGACGCUUUGGGAAAGUUCUCACUGACCCUAAUUGAUACUCUGGAUACUCUGGUGCUUUUAAAUAAGACGACAGAGUUUGAGGCUGCAGUGAGGAGAGUCCUGUCGGACGUGAGGCUGGAUAAUGACGUUGUUGUGUCAGUCUUUGAAACCAACAUUCGAGUCCUUGGAGGUUUGUUAGGAGGCCACUCCAUGGCUGUGAUGCUGAAGGAAGGAGGUCAGAGCAUGCAGUGGUACCAGGAUGAGCUCCUGCAUAUGGCCAAAGACAUGGGUCUUCGACUGCUGCCGGCCUUCAACACCAGCAGUGGCCUGCCGUAUCCUCGGGUGAAUUUGAAAUACGGUGUGAGGGGUCCUGAGACUAGAACGGGCACAGAGACGGAGACUUGCACUGCGUGUGCAGGAACCAUGAUCCUUGAGUUUGCUGCCUUAAGUCGAUUUACUGGGGACCCAGUGUUUGAGGCCCAUGCUCGUAGAGCCAUGGACUUCCUGUGGGAGAAGAGACAGCGGAACAGUAACCUGGUUGGGACCACCAUCAACAUACAUAAUGGAGAGUGGGUCAGACGAGACAGUGGAGUCGGAGCGGGAAUUGACUCGUACUAUGAAUACCUUCUAAAGGCCUACGUCCUCUUGGGAGAUGACCUCUUUCUGCAGCGGUUCAAUAUCCACUAUGCAUCUAUAAUGAAGUACAUCAGCCAGCCUCCUCUGCUUCUGGAUGUCCACAUUCACAAACCUCUGCUUCCUGCUCGGACCUGGAUGGACUCUCUGCUGGCCUUCUUCCCUGGACUGCAGGUGCUGAAAGGAGAUAUCCGUCCUGCGAUCGAGACCCAUGAGAUGUUGUAUCAAGUUACCAAGAAGCACAACUUCCUCCCAGAGGCUUUCACUACUGAUUUCAGGGUCCACUGGGCCCAACAUCCCCUGAGACCUGAGUUUGCAGAGAGCACCUACUUCCUAUACAAGGCCACAGGAGACUCUUAUUACCUGGAGGCAGGGCGCACCAUCCUGGACAACCUCAAUCGCUUUGCUCGUGUUCCCUGCGGCUUUGCUGCAAUGAAGGACGUGCGCACAGGCAGCCACGAGGAUCGGAUGGACUCGUUCUUCCUCGCUGAGAUGUUCAAAUACCUGUUCCUGCUGUUUGCUGAACCCGAGGACCUACCUUUCGAUGUGGAGGACUACGUUUUCACAACUGAGGCCCACUUGCUUCCUCUGUCCCUCUCGGCCGCAGCCUCUCACUCUUCAUCCGUCUCAUCAAACGGAACGUCAGAGGAGGAGCUGGACGACUCGAACUUUGAUUGGACCUGCCCUAACACCCGCCUCAUGUUUCCUGACCCCGCCUUCCCUCGUAACCUGAGAGACCCGAUCCGAAGUGCUGUAGACAAGAGCUGCCCACGUCCUCCUACUAACCGGGAGCCUGGUAUCGGUCGUCCUCCUUUGAGGGCUCAGGACUUUAUGGCUAACAACCCCGAACAUCUGGAGCUGCUGAGGAGGAUGGGAGUCAGUCUCAUCCACCUGAAGGAUGGCAGGGUGCAACUGGUGCAACAUGCUACACAGGCGGUGAGUGCGGUCGCAGCAGAAGAUGGCGUACGUUUCAUGCAGGAGAUGAUGGAGCUGUCCAGCCAGCAGCAGAAAGAGCAGCUGCCUCCCAGAGCCAUUCAGAUUGUCUCACAUCCGUUCUUUGGCAGAGUCGUGCUGACUGCCGGCCCAGCUCAGUUUGGCACAGACUUGUCCAAAAGUUCCACAGGGGUACGAGGUUUCGUGACUGUGGCUGAACCUUACAGCGGCUGCUCUGAGAUCACCAAUGCCGAGUAUGUCCGGGGCCACAUCGCUCUUCUCCAGAGGGGUCAGUGCAUGUUUGCAGAAAAGGCUCGACACGUACAGAAGGCUGGCGCCAUCGGAGGCAUAGUCAUCGAUGACAACGAGGGCAGCAGUAGUGACACCGCUCCCCUGUUUCAGAUGGCCGGGGAUGGCAGGAACACAGAAGACAUCACCUUGCCGCUCCUCUUCGUCUUCCACAAGGAGGGAAACAUCCUGCUGGAGGCACUGAAAGUGUACAGGGAGGUGGAGGUGCUGCUGAGUGAUAAGGCCAGAGACCGAGCAGCCAUAUUUAAAGGUAAACCUCUUCCUGGCAGCCUGAUCGAGGGCAGUGUGGAUGUGCAAGAAGCAGAAGAGGACUGCGUAACGGAGGCAACGACUCCCACCUCAUUUGAAUCCACCACCCAAACGAGUGCGGUGGAGCUGGAUGAGUCUGUGUCGCCGGAGGUUACACCGUCACCGGAAACCAGUCCUGCAGAGGACACCAGUCCACCUGAAGAGGAAGCUGGUCCCGCAGAGGCGGAGCCUGAUCUGGCUCAGCCCAAGGAGGAAAGAGACUCUGACAGGACAGAGGACUCGGAGGGCGACACAGACUCGAGCAGCCAGUCGGUGGAUGAGCUGCUGGCUGACUGGCGGGAAGACUUGGAGGCUUUCCAGCAGAUGGAGAAGGACGAGCUCUGACAGUAGUCGUUGCCUGUGACUGCGGUUUGAGCCCACGGUGUGAAGAAGUCCCACCAGGGGAGUGCUUCUUCUCACCAACCUCAAUCUGAUGAACUUUAACGGAAAGUGGGGAGGUGGUACCUCGUGCCAAGGCAGACCACAUACUGUAUCUGUGUCUCUGGACCAUGACAAACGUGUCUCUCAAGCCUGGUAGAUAAUAGUUGAGAGAUCAGGGCUCUUACCUCACUUUCUCACAUUUUUGCUUGGUCUCUAUGCAUUUCUGGCUCUUUUAUUUUCCUCUCAACUGAGCACUGGUCCAACAGCCACGUUGUGAUUAAUGAAUUAAUCCCUUGACCAAUUUAUUUAAAGGUGAUGAUAUAAUUACGUGCUGUCCCUCGUGGUCUCGAGUCUUAUCGUAUGUACACAGUGAUGUGACCUGAAGACUCAUGCGGGGACGAAAAAUAAGCUGCAGGAUUUUUUUAAUGGCUUUAUGUUAGAAGAACUUAACACCAACUCUCUUUCUCUCUCUGUCUUUGAGGUACAUGAAGUCAAAUGUCAAUGUAAAUAUGUAAUUGUCAAGAUAUAUAUGGACUGAAAGGCUAUUAGUGCUGUUCACUCAGGUUCUGGUUCUCCUCAGCCAACAACCUCUGGACCACAUCAGGUGGAGCGGUCACACCCUCAGCAGCCUCCACAGACUGCCACAAGGGGGCACUGUAUGUUCUGUCAUGCUGUAACACGCUGGCAGAAUGGAAGGAGCAACAAUGUCAAAAGCCAAUAAAAUGAACUUGAUGAAAUUAAAUUUAAAA
Messenger RNA from Solea senegalensis (Senegalese sole), 4888 nucleotides. It is a transcript of the gene edem3, whose product is annotated as ER degradation enhancer, mannosidase alpha-like 3. Gene Ontology annotation, cellular component: endoplasmic reticulum; membrane. Gene Ontology annotation, molecular function: calcium ion binding; mannosyl-oligosaccharide 1,2-alpha-mannosidase activity. Lineage: Eukaryota; Metazoa; Chordata; Actinopteri; Pleuronectiformes; Soleidae. The record is from RefSeq and is a predicted model, not a curated record. Bases 1395 to 4103 code for a protein of 902 amino acids. The transcript has 21 exons. Gene Ontology annotation, biological process: endoplasmic reticulum mannose trimming; carbohydrate metabolic process; mannose trimming involved in glycoprotein ERAD pathway.